Molecule: messenger RNA, 1717 nt
Organism: Malus domestica (apple)
Lineage: Eukaryota; Viridiplantae; Streptophyta; Magnoliopsida; Rosales; Rosaceae
Source: RefSeq, a predicted model, not a curated record
CCAUGAAAAGAUCGAUGGCAUCGAAAGUCUCAGAAGCAUUGCAUGACCUUUCUACCGAACCUACUCAUCCAUCGGCCUCAUUCUUCUCUCAGAGGCUUAGACUUCAUCCAUACGCCCGAAAACCCAGCACUCUUUUUAGACCCCAAAACCAAAAACCACCCACGCAUAUACACAAAACACACACACACACACCCUCAAAUGGAUCACCCAAAACACUCCUCUCUCAGAUCCAAUCUUGCCUUCCUCGCUUUAUUCUUGGCUUGCGUUGUUUAUGUUUGCAUAUGGUCGUCUUCUUCCUCUCUAAUAAACCCUCUCUUUCCCUUUCAGAAACGUGGCGUCGACUGUGCGUCGCAAACAACCACAACCGCCGCCACCACGGAAUUUAAUGUGGUGGAAGACGAGCUUGAGACCGUCUUGGGCAAGGCCUCGAUGGAUAACAAGACCGUGAUCAUUGCCGUUAUCAACAAGGCAUAUGCAGUCCAAGAUGUGAAGGCAGACACCACCAUGCUUGACCUUUUUAUUGAGAGCUUUUGGCAAGGGGAGGGCACGAUGACGUUGGUCGACCACCUCGUCCUCGUGGCGGUUGAUCAAACCGCCUACGACCGGUGCAUGUUUCUGCGGCUGAAUUGCUACCGGUUGGAGACGGAGGGUGUGGAUUUUGGGGGAGAGAAGCUUUUCAUGUCUGAAGAUUUUAUCAAGAUGAUGUGGAGGAGAACUUGGUUACUGUUGGAGGUCCUCAAGCGUGGCUACAGCUUCGUGUUUACGGAUACCGAUGUUGUGUGGCUAAGGGACCCCUUCAAAAAACUAAGCAAGAACGAAACAGAAGAUUUACAAAUGAGUACAGAUAUGUUCUUCGGGGAUCCUUGGAACGCAAGUCAGUUGAUCAACACUGGCUUCUACUACGUCAGAUCCAAUAGCAAGACCAUAGCACUGUUUGAUAGAUGGUACACCUCCAAGGACAAUGCCACAGGACUGAAAGAGCAGGAUGUCCUAUUGAACUUAUUCCGAGGGGGUAUUACCGGGGAGUUGGGACUUAGGGUAAGGUUCUUAGACACCCUCUAUUUCAGUGGUUUUUGCCAAAACAGCAGGGACUUCGGGCAAGUGAGCACGGUCCACGCCAAUUGUUGCCGGAGUAUUGUCGCCAAAGUUAAGGACUUGAAAGCCGUCCUCCGGGAUUGGAAACGGUUCAAGAGGUUCAUGUCCCACAAGAGGAGUUCUGGUACUAGUACGACGAGUUUCCAAUGGACUGGGCACUUUGGAUGUUGGAAUUCCUGGGCUGUUCCCAAUUAACUCUGGUAAUGCAACUCAUAAGACAUGAAUUUUUCUUUUUUUUUUUUUUUUUUUUUUUUAAAGAAGACGUUAGUAAAGAAGGAGAAGGGUAAAUCAUACGAGAAGGAAAUAGUUUUCUAUCUUAUUUUUAGAAAGUUCAGGUGAAGGAAGGGAAUAAUUGAACAGUGUCGUUUAAAAUUUGAGGAUAAAUGCUCUACCAAUAGAGUUAUAUAUGCCCCCACAAAGUAGUUCGAUAAAUUCAAAUUUAUGUCUCCUUAUUUUUUUUUUUUCUUUCAAGAUUAUCAAAAUAAAUCUGUAUGCGAUUCAAAGGUAUGUUUCAAAAAAUGUAAGUAGCAUAAAGGAUUUAGAAUGUCUUAAUAUGGGUUUUCUUAGCAUAUCGUGUAAUUUUUAUUAAUUGGUUUGAACUCAAAUGGCGCACAUUUAUCAA